AUGAGUGUCUCAAACGCCUCUUCUAUCCCUCCCAGACCACCCAGAAGGGCAAACAUAGGUUUCGAAACCAUUGUUAAUAAAAAACUGGCGUCUAAUCAACGGAAGAAAAAGGCAGAGAAGAACCCAGGUGUUGGCGGUUCAUUAAAACUCCUCAUCCAAUCAAUCUUUCUAUCACUUGUUUGGUUAUGGAGGAUGACCAUCCGAAUUCUUAAUGUCUGGAAGAUCCGAAUUUAUAGCAAGAUUUUUCUUCCCAAGACCCGCGUUGGUGUCGAUACAACUGGUAAUGAAAAGCUGCAACGCUCUAGAAGGGAUGGGUUUAGAGUAUAUAAACGGAAAGAAACUUUGGAGAAGGAAACUGAAAACAAAGAGAAAAGGCUAGAAACUCCAUUGAAGGCUGGAAAGCAAGCUUUCGAAGUUCUUCCCUCAUCCAGCGAGCGUUCUUUUUUAGUGGAUGACUGCGUAGAGAUGGAAAAUGAAUUCAUUUCUAAUUCUUGA
Molecule: messenger RNA, 495 nt
Organism: Sphenostylis stenocarpa
Lineage: Eukaryota; Viridiplantae; Streptophyta; Magnoliopsida; Fabales; Fabaceae
Source: the annotation of a GenBank genome assembly